UUUAACACGCAAAGAGAGAAUCGAGACGCUAAACGUCGUACGUUAUUAAAUUCUUCUCCGUAUCUGCCGAUAAUAAAUAUGCGAAUUUUUACUCUGAUUCUUUUCGUUACGAUUGCGGUGGCGAUCGCCGAGAAAGAUGACUCCUGGACCUGGCAUGACGAUAAACAGAAGCCGACAAGCCGAGCUGCUGACGCCAGAUAUCAAGUGUACGAGCCUGAACAUUUGGAAGGUUUCAAUAACAAUGGCGUUCAUUCAGGCUUUAGGCCUGAAAAUCCAGGACCUUAUGGUCCUAAUGGCAGACCGCUCGUACCACCGUACCAAGGUAAUAACGGUGUCCUCGUGGGCCCCGGUGGACCGACCGGAAUAAUUGGCAGACCGCCGCGUUAUAACCCGUACGGACCCGAUGGUUUCCUAGAUUCGGUGCCGCCCUGGAUCAGAGAUGAUCCCCGUUAUCGCGAGUUCGACACCUGCAAGUGCAGAUACAGCUUCAAUUGCCCGUCGCCUGGCUUGAAAUUCGGCCACUGCUCGAGGGACAAAAAGUACUGUUGCUUUAACAGCAGAAGGUUCCCAGAACUGUUGGGAGGACAACGUUAUCCAUAUUAUCCGGGUACGCCGCCCAAGUACGGAGCGAACGGCUUCGCGCCGACGUCGAAUUAUUACGGCAAUCGAAGACCGUAUGGUGGCUACCAGCAUCCGUCUUCCGGUGACUAUUAUCCGGGGCCCUACGGCGACGCUUACGGUCACCGUAAUGACUUCGAGUCGUUACGGCCGUACGGCUAUGACGGAGAACCCGACGAUUAUGCAAUCUACGGGCGGUCGUUGAGCAAAAAUCAGACGCAGGAAGCGAACGAGAAGCCAGAGAUGGACGAGAAAAUCAAGAAGCGAUGAUUGUGUAAAUAAUAUUCUCGAUCAUUUCAUCGAUCGCCUUCUUCAUUCUCAAUGGAGAUGCCAAAGAUGCAACAGAGAUACGUAGGUUUUUCUCCCUUUACGUCGAUCGAUAUCGCAUAAUUAGAUGGAGAUGCAAAUCUCGAAUCUUUUGCGUCGAUUAAUUAACUUGAAUGUAAUUACAUUCUUGUAAUUUAUUGUGAAUUGCAAAUAUUAGUAACGCGCCACUUCCGAAUUAAUAUAAUGCGCAUUGUCCUUUCUUUGGAGAAAUAUUUUAUAAUAAUAACUCUUUAUAUUUAAUCGACGAUGAUAAUAUCAAACUU
Messenger RNA from Camponotus floridanus (Florida carpenter ant), 1208 nucleotides. RefSeq lists its product as uncharacterized. The transcript has 5 exons. The record is from RefSeq and is a predicted model, not a curated record. Bases 79 to 888 code for a protein of 269 amino acids. Lineage: Eukaryota; Metazoa; Arthropoda; Insecta; Hymenoptera; Formicidae.